AUGUUCCGUUGUAAUGGCCCAGGCCUUUACCGAUUCUCUCGACUAGCAGCAUCGACGCCGAAUGACACAUCUAUCUAUCUAUCUAUCUAUCUAUCUAUCUCACUCUUUUCAUUUCUUUCUCUCCUUCCUUCCUUCCUUCAUUCCUUCCUUCCUUCCUUCCUUCUUUCUUUCUUUCUUUCUUUCUUUCUUUCUUUCUCUCUGUCUCGUUUUUCAUUUUACUUAUCUAUCUAUCUAUCUAUCUAUCUAUCUAUCUAUCUAUCUAUCUACACGUUGUCACGUCACAUCACACUUUGUCCACGUCACAACACUCUUUGCCCUCGUCACAAUACUUUGCCUACAUCACAACACUCUUUGCCUAGGUCACACUCUUUGCCCACAAUACUCUUUGCCCACAACACUCCAUGCCCUUGUCACAACACUCUUUGCUCUCGUCACAAUACUCUUUGCCCACAACACUCUUUCCCAUGUCGCAACACUCUUUGCCCACGUCACAACACUUUGCCCACAUCACAACACUCUUUGCCCAUGUCACAACACUCUUUGCUCACGUCACAACACUCUUUGCCCUUGUCACAACACUCUUUGCCCUCGUCACACUAUUUGCGCACGUCACAACAUUCACUAAUGCCGACCCAAUUUAUUCUAUCUCAUUCUAUCUAUCUAUCUAUCUAUCUAUCUAUCUAUCUAUCUAUUUGA
Molecule: messenger RNA, 696 nt
Organism: Acanthosepion pharaonis
Lineage: Eukaryota; Metazoa; Mollusca; Cephalopoda; Sepiida; Sepiidae
Source: the annotation of a GenBank genome assembly